Molecule: messenger RNA, 651 nt
Organism: Tribolium madens (black flour beetle)
Lineage: Eukaryota; Metazoa; Arthropoda; Insecta; Coleoptera; Tenebrionidae
Gene: RpL12
Product: 60S ribosomal protein L12
Exons: 4
Coding region: 127-624 (165 amino acids)
Biological process (GO): translation
Cellular component (GO): cytosolic large ribosomal subunit; ribosome
Molecular function (GO): large ribosomal subunit rRNA binding; structural constituent of ribosome
Source: RefSeq, a predicted model, not a curated record
CACUUCCUCUUUGAAAUAAGCCGUGGAAGGUUGACCGUGGUUUGUUAUUACAUUACGAACAAAUCCACAAUCAUCGGCCUUUUGAGUAUUAAUUUUUACUCAGAAUUAGUUAUAAUAGAUUAAAAAAUGCCUCCAAAGUUCGAUCCUAACGAAGUUAAAUACGUUUACCUUCGAUGUGUUGGUGGUGAGGUUGGUGCAACAUCUUCCUUGGCCCCAAAAAUUGGUCCCUUGGGUUUGUCUCCCAAAAAAGUCGGUGACGAUAUUGCCAAAGGCACCGCUGAUUGGAAAGGUCUUAAGAUAACAGUUCAACUUAAGAUCCAAAAUCGUCAAGCUACUAUUUCUGUUGUUCCAUCAGCCGCCAGUUUGAUUAUUAAAGCCUUGAAAGAACCACCAAGAGACAGGAAGAAGCAGAAGAACAUUAAACACAGUGGCAACAUUACUUUGGAUGAUGUUAUCAGCAUUGCCAGACAAAUGAGGCCAAGAUCAAUGGCUAAAAAUCUGUCUGGAACAGUUAAGGAGGUUUUAGGAACAGCCCAAUCAGUAGGUUGUACCAUUGAUGGGAAGCUCCCACAUGACGUUAUUGAUGAAGUAAAUGAUGGCUCUGUAGAAAUACCUGAAGAGUAAAAUUUAUAAAAUAAACUUUCUGAUACA